AUGUUAAAAAUAAUUAUUUUUUAUUUUUGUAUUUUUUAUUUUUCUAUUGGUGAGAUUGUGGAGAAUAGUGUAUUCAACUGUCCAAAUAAUGGAGAGCCUAAAAGGGAUAUAGACAGUGGGGAACUUAUUCAAUGCCUGCCUGGUUGGUCAUCUGAAGCCACUUGUGGGCCAAACUACUCCUGCUUCUUUUCCGGAUUUAAUUAUCAAUGUUGUCCAACUGAUGGAAAUGAUGAAUUAAUUAAUUCAAAAUUAAAUAAUAAAGAAAUUAAAAAAUCUGAGGAUGAAAGAGACGAAUGCCCUGACGAUGCUUUGGCGGUGCUUGAUUCUGCUGGGGAUGUUAUGUAUUGUGAUGGGGCAGGGAAAUGCCCUAAUGUACAUAUAUAA
Messenger RNA from Meloidogyne enterolobii, 384 nucleotides. The record is from the annotation of a GenBank genome assembly. NCBI's taxonomy places the organism in Eukaryota, Metazoa, Nematoda, Chromadorea, Rhabditida, Meloidogynidae.